Messenger RNA from Populus trichocarpa (black cottonwood), 1955 nucleotides. RefSeq names its product metal tolerance protein 1. Gene Ontology annotation, cellular component: vacuole; plasma membrane. The coding region runs from base 175 to 1521 and encodes 448 amino acids. Lineage: Eukaryota; Viridiplantae; Streptophyta; Magnoliopsida; Malpighiales; Salicaceae. Gene Ontology annotation, biological process: zinc ion transmembrane transport. The transcript has 3 exons. Gene Ontology annotation, molecular function: zinc ion transmembrane transporter activity. The record is from RefSeq and is a predicted model, not a curated record.
ACAACAUGACAGCACAAACACAAACAUUAAAAAAAGAAAUAAAAAAAAAAAACACAAAGUAUUUUUUGUGGUGUCAUGCUCUCUCGAGAUAGAGCAAUCAUAAGAAGCUGAGACAACAUAUCGUCGCCAAAACCAAAACCUUCAGAAUUUCAGCAUACCGAAAGUUAAAUUCAGAUGGACGUGCGAAAUUCAGAGCAUGGACGUGUAAUUGAAGUACAUGUAGAUGUUCCAGCUGCGGAGAAUAGCCUGGGUGGGAGUAGGAUUUGUGGAGGAGUAUCGUGUGGAUUUUCAGAUGCUCAGACCAGUUCUAAAGAUGCAAAGGAACGAGGGGCAUCCAUGAAGAAACUUGGGUGGGCAGUUGGGCUCUGUCUUGUCUUCAUGGCUGUUGAAAUUGCUGGAGGCAUAAAAGCCAAUAGUCUUGCAAUUUUGACCGAUGCAGCUCAUCUUUUAUCAGAUGUUGCAGCAUUUGCAAUCUCCUUGUUUUCAAUCUGGGCAUCCGGAUGGGAGGCAACUCCACGUCGGACUUAUGGAUAUUUUAGGAUUGAGAUACUUGGUGCUCUUAUUUCCAUCCAGAUGAUAUGGCUUCUUGCAGGUAUCCUUGUAUAUGAAGCUAUUGUUAGAAUUAUUCAUGAUACAGGUGAAGUUAAAGGCGCACUCAUGUUUGCUGUUGCUGCUGUUGGCUUACUGGUUAAUAUUGGCAUGGCAUUCUUGUUGGGUCACGACCAUGGUCACGGGCACGGUCAUGGUCACGGGCACGGUCAUGGGCACGGUCACGAGCAUGGUGAGCACAAUCAUGACCACAGUGAUGAUGGCCAUAGCCAUGAGGGUGAUGAUGGCCAUAGCCAUGAGGGUGAUGAUGGCCAUAGCCAUGAGGAUCAUGAUCAUAGCCAUGAGGAUCAUGAUCAUGCACAUAACCACAUGCUGAGUGGAGCCACUCAUCAUAAUCACCACCAUCAUGAAGGGAGCUCUGAAAACAAUGAUGAACAUCAUCAUACACACGGAGCAGAUCUUGCUGAGCCUCUGCUUAGUACUCACACAGAAGUUGACAAUAAAACAAAAGGAGGGAGUAAACAAAAGAAGCAGAGAAAUAUCAAUGUUCAGGGGGCCUAUCUUCAUGUAUUGGGAGACUCAAUUCAGAGUGUUGGGGUGAUGAUUGGUGGGGCAAUUAUAUGGUAUAAGCCAGAGUGGAAGAUUAUUGAUCUGAUAUGCACCCUCGCGUUUUCGAUAAUCGUUCUAGGCACAACAAUCGGUAUGAUACGGAAUAUUCUAGAGGUUCUAAUGGAAAGUACACCGAGGGAGAUUGAUGCAACUAGGCUUGAGAAGGGUCUCUGCGAGAUGGAUGAGGUGGUUGCCAUUCAUGAACUGCACAUUUGGGCAAUAACUGUAGGGAAGUUUCUGUUGGCUUGCCAUGUUAUGAUCAAGCCUGAUGCUGAUGCUGACAUGGUACUGGACAAGGUUAUAGAUUACAUUAGGAGAGAACACAAUAUCACUCAUGUGACCAUUCAGAUAGAGCGACCGUAAACCAUCAGACUGGGUACCUAUAUAUUCUCUAAACUUUACCAUCUUGAUUCUUGGUGGCUGGAGAGUGAGUUUGAAUGGAAUGGCUAGCAAGAAGGCAAAGGAGACGGUCUAGCACAGAAAAUGUUUUGAGUGGGAGGCAAUUUGUGAAGCUGAGGGCAGGACCAGCUUGUCUAUGAUUUCAAGCAUACCUAUCUCCAUUGCUGCUUUCAAAACCAAAGGCGGCAGCGGUGCGCUUGAAUGUUACAAGGCAUGCUGGAGAUGACAAUCAUCUUCAUUGGUAGAGGCUGCCAUUUUAUUUUUUAAUUUUCUUGGGAGUUUAUUUAGUCCAGGUUCAGCCUGGAGAAUACUAUGCAAAAAUAAGGUGUAGAUGAUUGCUGGAUAUUUCAAUUUCAUUGGAGUUUGUCUUUUACUAGAAAAUUUUCUUUUUUCCUCAA